Messenger RNA from Rangifer tarandus platyrhynchus (Svalbard reindeer), 225 nucleotides. The record is from the annotation of a GenBank genome assembly. NCBI's taxonomy places the organism in Eukaryota, Metazoa, Chordata, Mammalia, Artiodactyla, Cervidae.
AUGCCCUGCACUUCUAACGGGGGCGAGCGCCGUGGGGUCCGCCGGGCCCCGCCCCCGCCCCACCGGAGGACCUGGGGUGCCGACCGAACUCUGGGCGUCCCGCGCACCGAGCCGUUGCGUUUGAAACCCACCAAGGAAUUCCAGCGCUGGACGGGAGGGGUCCACAGGCAGGCAGGCAAUUUGGCACAGCCGCCCCGCGGAGACAGCGCCCGUUUGAGGCUUUAG